Messenger RNA from Propithecus coquereli (Coquerel's sifaka), 2805 nucleotides. RefSeq names its product kinesin-like protein KIF19. The coding region runs from base 1 to 2805 and encodes 934 amino acids. The record is from RefSeq and is a predicted model, not a curated record. NCBI's taxonomy places the organism in Eukaryota, Metazoa, Chordata, Mammalia, Primates, Indriidae. Gene Ontology annotation, molecular function: microtubule binding; ATP binding; microtubule motor activity. The transcript has 20 exons. Gene Ontology annotation, biological process: microtubule-based movement.
AUGGCCUCCCGCCAGGCCACUGGACGCUCCCCAGCCCAGGGCAGCCCGGCUUUGAAGGAGCUGGAGCCCAGGGACCAGCAGCUCAUGGUAGCACUUCGAAUCCGCCCACUCAGUGACACAGAGCUGGAGGAAGGAGCCACCGUCAUCGCCCACAAAGUGGGGGCCCAGAUGGUGGUGCUCAUGGACCCCGGUGAGGACCCGGAGGACACAUUGCGCACACACCGGUCCCGGGAGCGGGCCUUUAUCUUCGACACCGUUUUUGACGAGCACGCAACCCAGGAAGAUGUGUACUGCGCCACCAUUCAGCACUUGGUAGAAGGCGUCAUUUCUGGAUACAACGCGACGAUAUUUGCCUACGGCCCCUCAGGUGCAGGGAAGACACACACCAUGCUGGGCGUGGACGCGGAGCCCGGCAUCUACCUGCAGACACUCACCGACCUCUUCCAGGCCAUCGAGGAGACCCGGGACAACAUGGAGUGCAGCGUGUCCAUGUCAUACCUUGAGAUUUAUAACGAAGUGAUCCGGGACCUCCUCAACCCGGCCUCGGGGUUCCUGGAACUGAGGGAGGACUCUCGGGGCAGCAUCCAGAUUGCUGGCAUCACAGAGGUGUCCACCUCGAAUGCCCAGGAGAUCAUGCAGCUCCUCACCAGAGGCAACCGUCAACGCACGCAGGAGCCCACGGCCACCAACAAGACAUCGUCCCGCUCCCACGCCGUGCUGCAAGUCACCGUGCGCCAGCGGAGCCGUGGCACAGACCUGCUGGAGGAGGUGCACGUUGGGAGGCUCUUCAUGGUGGACCUGGCGGGCUCGGAGCGGGCGUCCCAGACCCAGAACCGAGGCAAGAGGAUGAAGGAGGGGGCACACAUCAACCGCUCCCUGCUGGCUCUGGGCAACUGCAUCACUGCACUCAGCGAGAGGGGCGGCGGCCGGGCGCAGUAUGUCAACUUCCGGGACAGCAAACUCACGCGCCUGCUGAAGGACGCCCUGGGAGGAAACAGCCGCACCGUGAUGAUCGCACACAUCAGCCCAGCCAGCACCUGCUUUGAGGAGUCGCGGACCACCCUGCUCUACGCCUACAGGGCCAAGAACAUCAAGACGCGGGUCAAGCGCAACCUGCUGAACGUCUCCUACCGCAUAGCACAGUACACGGAUGUCAUCUCCCACCUGCGCAAAGAGAUCGAGCACCUCAAAUCAAAACUCGAGAAGCAGGAGAAGGAGAAGAAAAGCAACCCCAGCAUCCAGGACACACAAGACAGAGGUGAGAGCAGAUCUGUACAGGUCACAAUUCCCCUGCAUGACGCAGAGGAGGACAGCCGCCUGCAGAUGAACAAGAUCCGAGCCCAGCUCAUCGCGGCCUUCAAGGAGCAGAUGGAGAUGCGGCGCAGCCUGGUGGAGCUCGAGAACACCAACAUCGAGCUGCACGUCGACAUGUCCCGCCACCUGCUGACCAUUGCGGACUGGGAGAGGGAAAAGACCCCCCACCAUGGCCCCAGGGCCAGGGGAGAGCCAGAGAAGGGUGAGGAGCCGCUGGACGCCGACGGGGACGGGGACGAGUCCUCGGAGCCACACGAAGUGGCUCUGGCCAGAGAGGAGGUCAACCUGCUGUUAGCCGAGCAGCGGAAAACCGCGGCCCUCAAGGCGGGGCUGGAGCGGCGCCUGGCCACCGCCAAGCACAAGGUGUCUCAGAUGGAGAACCUGCUGCCCAGGCAGGUGACCAGCGAGGACCAGCGGGAGGUGCUGCGGCUGCUGUGCAGGGCCCACGAGCUGGAGGUGGAGAACACGGCGCUGCAGGCCAGCAACCUGUGCCGCAAGAACCUGCUGUGCCAGAAGGACUUCGUGAUCCAGCGCUACCACCAGCACCGGCUGCUGUGCGAGCAGGUCAUUCACGAGCAGCGGCAGCUGAUCCAGGACGGUGGCAUCCCGGUGCCGGAGGCCCUGGACAAGCGGUACUGCCUGUAUGCCCGGGAGCUGGGCGAGGGCACACUGAACCGCUUGCUGCUACUGCACUCGCUGAUGUCCAGCUCCCUCCGGGAUGGCUCCAUUCUGAAUACGUCUCCCCCGCCAGAGGAGUCCAGCCGAGACCAGCUGGAUGACAGGAAGGACCUCCCGUGGGGCGCCCGGUUUGAGCUGCCUCUGAUGCUCCUGGAGAGAGACAGUGACGGGUACAAAUCAUCGAAGAAACCGGGAAAGCAAGAAUCUCUUCUCCCUCCACCAUCCGUCCGCGUCCUGCUAACUCCACCAGUUCAUGAGAAGCAGAGCCCCCUGAGCCUGAAGAGCCUGGUCUCCAAGCUAUAUCCCGCUGGCCCGGAGCUGAGCACCGCAAGGCUGACAGGGGAAGCCGGCAGCCCAGCCCUGAGCGCUCAGGCCCUCCAGGAGAUGGCCGUGGGCACCAAGAGCAUCGCCCUCAUCGCAGCCACCCGGCGCUCCAAAGCACAGGACCAGGAGGGCAGCAGUGGCUGCUUCUCCUGCCACCGCCUGGAGGAGGUGGCUCUGGACUCCAGGGACCUGAAGCCCAGCACCACCCCGGACCCCAGCGCAGCAGACAGGAGGUGGUCCCACACCGGCCCGUGCAGGGACCACUCCGUGGAGAGGAAGGCCAGGAAGAAGCGGUCGCCCUCUCUCCCCUGGAGUGGGCAGCUGCCGCGGGAGCCACUUCUGUCCCCAGCGGAGCGUGUGGCCGACAGCCAGCCACCCCUGGCGCUCCUCCAGCUGUCAGCGACGUCAGGGAAGAGCUUCCUCUCUGCUGUCCCUGUGGCCUCCAAGAUAAAACCCAGCCUCAGUUUCCACGCAGGAGAGCUAAAAUGA